This is a messenger RNA of Plectropomus leopardus (leopard coralgrouper), 331 nucleotides long. It is a transcript of the gene rps21, whose product is annotated as ribosomal protein S21. NCBI's taxonomy places the organism in Eukaryota, Metazoa, Chordata, Actinopteri, Perciformes, Serranidae. Gene Ontology annotation, cellular component: ribosome. The record is from RefSeq and is a predicted model, not a curated record. Gene Ontology annotation, molecular function: structural constituent of ribosome. Gene Ontology annotation, biological process: translation.
AGCGACCACCUGCACAACCCGAAAACAUGCAGAACGACGCCGGUGAGUUUGUGGACCUGUACGUCCCACGUAAAUGCUCUGCUAGCAACAGAAUCAUUGGAGCCAAGGACCACGCCUCCAUCCAGAUCAACAUCGCUGAGGUUGACAAAGGCACCGGUCGCUUCAACGGUCAGUUCAAGACCUACGCCAUCUGUGGCGCCAUCCGCAGAAUGGGAGAGUCUGACGACUCCAUCCUGAGGCUGGCAAAGAACGACUCCAUCGUCGCAAAGAAUUUCUGAGUGUGACGCUGGAGCGGUGGAAUCUUUGUAAAAAUAAAAUGGAAAAAAAACAA